GGCAACCUCGCAAGUCAGGGACAGCGCAAGGCGUCCGAACCGGGACGUUAUAGAAGCCACCCUCUGCCGCAACACCAGCUUCUCUUUGUCCUCCUUCUACCAUUCAGUGUGCAGCUCUCUCUCAUUCUUCUCUUCUUCAAGAUACCCGUUCCUAGACAAACAUAACCUGGGAUCCAGACCUCGGCUUACCACAGACGACGGACGACGCGCGAAUCAUUUAACAAACCACCUCCCUCGAACCCGUCUUCAUUCCAAGCCGUUCUCCUCUGCAACAACUUUUUCCUUCAUUCCAUUAUCGACUUUGCUCGGCAUUUGCUUCUUUUCAGAUACAAUGGCGUCCAACACGGUAAUUGUUGUCGGUGGCGGUCUGGCGGGUCUUUCGGCGGCGCACUCCAUCUACCUCGCCGGUGGUAACGUCCACGUCCUCGACAAGCAGGGCUUUUUCGGUGGUAACUCCACCAAGGCCACCUCUGGCAUCAACGGUGCCCUCACCCGCACCCAGGUUGAUCUUGGGAUCCAGGACUCCGUGAAGCAGUUCUACGACGACACACUCAAGUCUGCCCGUGACAAGGCCAGACCCGACCUUAUCAAGGUCCUCACUUACAAGUCCGCUGCUGCCGUUGAGUGGCUCCAGGAUGUUUUCAACCUUGACCUCACACUCGUUUCCCGUCUUGGUGGUCACUCUCAGCCCCGUACCCACCGUGGUCACGAUGCCAAGUUUCCUGGCAUGGCCAUCACAUAUGCUCUGAUGCAGAGACUCGAGGAGCUCGCCGAGACCGAGCCCCACCGUGUCAAGAUCACCAAGAAGGCCCGCGUUGUUGACCUCAUCAAGGAGGGCAACGUCAUCAGCGGUGUCAAGGCUGAGCACGAGGGCCAGACCCUCACCAUCCACGGCCCCGUCGUCCUUGCUACUGGUGGUUAUGCCGCCGAUUUCGGUGAGGGCUCGCUCCUCCAGAAGCACAGACCCGACACCAUGGGUCUUGCCACCACCAACGGCUCCCACGCUACCGGUGAUGGUCAGAAGCUCGUCAUGAAGAUUGGUGGUAACGGCAUCGACAUGGACAAGGUUCAGGUCCACCCUACUGGUCUCGUCGACCCCAAGGACCCCGGCUCCAAGUGGAAGUUCUUGGCUGCUGAGGCUCUCCGUGGUGAGGGUGGUAUCCUUCUCAACGGUGAUGGUGACCGCUUCUGCGACGAGCUCGGCCACCGUGACUACGUCUCUGGCAUGAUCCACAAGGAGAAGGACAAGGGCAAGUACCCUGUCCGCCUUGUCCUCAACUCCAAGGCCUCCAAGGUCCUUGACUUCCACACUCGCCAUUACUCUGGCCGUGGUCUCAUGAAGAAGAUCACCGGCAAGGAGCUCGCCAAGGAGAUCGGCUGCACUCCCGAGCACCUCCAGAAGACCUUCCAGACCUACAACGCCAUUGCCGAGGGCAAGCAGAAGGAUCCCUGGGGCAAGAAGUUCUUCCACAACAUGCCCCUCGACAUCAAUGAUGACUUCCACGUCUCCCUGAUGGAGCCCGUUCUCCACUUCACCAUGGGUGGUAUCGAGAUCAACGACAAGGCCCAGGUUCUCAACAAGGAGGGCAAGCCCUUCGAGGGUCUCUUCGCCUGCGGUGAGCUUGCCGGUGGUGUCCACGGUGCCAACCGUCUUGGUGGUUCUUCCCUCCUUGGCUGCGUCGUCUACGGCCGUGUUGCCGGUGACUCUGCUGCCAACUACCACUUCCAGCAGGCUCUCAAGGGCAAUGUUGGCGCUGCCCGUCUCGGCCAGAUCGCCCUCCACAUCGAUCCUUCCACUCCCGGCAAGAUCUCGGUCCAGUGGGGUGGUGAGCAGGCUGCUCUCCCUGCUCCCGGUGCUCAGACUGGUGCCCCUGCCGAGAAGGCUGCUGCUGCCCCCGCCAAGGCCGACCCCAAGGCUUUCACCAUCCCCGACAAGGAGUUCACUCUUGAGGAGGUUGCCAAGCACAACAAGAAGGAGGAUCUCUGGGUUGUUGUCAAGGGUGUCGUCAUGGACCUCACCAACUGGCUCGAUGACCACCCCGGUGGUCCCCAGGCUAUCCUCAACUUCAUGGGCCGCGAUGCCACCGAGGAGUUCGAGAUGCUCCACGACGACGAGGUCAUUCCCAAGUACGCUCCUGGCCAAGUGAUCGGCAGAGUCAAGGGCCAGAAGGUCACUCUUGAGACCUAA
This is a messenger RNA of Podospora pseudopauciseta, 2188 nucleotides long. It is a transcript of the gene OSM2, whose product is annotated as Osmotic growth protein. The coding region runs from base 332 to 2188 and encodes 618 amino acids. The record is from RefSeq and is a predicted model, not a curated record. Lineage: Eukaryota; Fungi; Ascomycota; Sordariomycetes; Sordariales; Podosporaceae. The transcript has 3 exons. Gene Ontology annotation, molecular function: oxidoreductase activity; FMN binding.